AUGACCACCCGUGGACCUAGCAUCGUGUUUGAGUGGCUGAAGACCCUCCAGCUCUCUCAGUAUGUGGAGUCCUUCGUGGAUAACGGCUAUGAUGAUCUGAAAGUUUGCAAACAAAUUGGGGACCCCGACCUGGAUGCUAUCGGUGUCUACAUACCGCACCACCGGCGAAGGAUCAACAACGCGGUGCAAAGGCUGAAAGACGAGGAUGAGGAAGCCGCCGGGCUUUACUUCACACUUGAGCCAAUGCCCACCACACCCCCCAACAGCCACCUGUUGGAACAUUACGAGUCCAAACUCUGGGGGUCAAAGUCUUGGACCGAACCGGACAGUGACCGGGUCGGGAGGAACGGGGGCACAUAUCUGUGCGUGCAAAGGAACCUGAUGCUUGGCAACCGAAGGGAGUUGGUGAUUUACCCCAAACUGAAGCUGAAGAUCAUGAUUAGGGAUAAAGUCAUCGGAGAUGGCAUCAACCUCGCCAGGCCGCCAUACUCAAACAAGGUGAUGGAGUGGUCAGUGGCCAGUCUUUUGAAGGUCACUUUGGUGCGGUUACCAUCAUGA
This is a messenger RNA of Salvelinus namaycush (lake trout), 558 nucleotides long. RefSeq names its product sterile alpha motif domain-containing protein 5-like. The transcript is spliced from 2 exons. The coding region runs from base 1 to 558 and encodes 185 amino acids. Gene Ontology annotation, molecular function: protein binding. The record is from RefSeq and is a predicted model, not a curated record. NCBI's taxonomy places the organism in Eukaryota, Metazoa, Chordata, Actinopteri, Salmoniformes, Salmonidae.